AUGGACGCGGCUCCGUCCGUGCUCGGCCUCGCGGCACGCGCAGACCACAGCUGGACCAGGCACCUCAACCCCGAUCCCGACACCGACGCCAACGCCCCCAACAGAAAGUCGCGGCAGGUGAAGAGCGGCCACUACGUCAGGGUCGAUCCCACCCCGCUUCGCCAGCCCGAGACGGUGAUUUACUCCCCGGACAUGAUCAAAAGGCUCGGCAUCGACGAGGCGGACGUCAAGGCGCCCAACGGCGAGCGGUUCGCGCGGUUCUUCUCGGGCGACAAGUCCGCCGUACCCGGCAUGGACACCUGGGCGACGCCGUACGCGCUCUCCAUCAUGGGUCAGAGGCAGGUGAGCAACUGCCCCUUCGGCACCGGCAACGGAUACGGCGACGGGCGCGCCGUCUCCGUCGGCGAAGUCCUCGGCCCCGACGGCGUGCGGUGGGAGAUGCAGCUCAAGGGCGGCGGGCCGACGCCGUUUUGCCGCGGCGCCGACGGCCGAGCGGUGCUCCGAUCGUCCAUUCGCGAGUUUUUAGCCUCUGAGGCGAUGCACGCGCUGGGGGUGGACACGACGCGGGCGCUGUCGCUGGUGGUGUCCCGGGGCGGCGACGUGGCGCGCAGGCCGUGGUACGACCCUAACGCGGACAAGGACGCGUCCGCGGAGAGCAUCUCGAUGGACGAUCCGAGGCUGGCGAGGUACCCGGAUGACGUCAAACGGCAGAUCAUCCGGCAGUUCGCGAGCCAGAAGAGGGACCCGGACGUGAUGAUCGUGGAGACGUGCGCCAUCACCACGCGCGUCGCGCCGUCGUUCACCAGAGUUGGGCACGUCGACCUGUUCGGCAGACGGGCGUCCAGAGCGGGCGCUGGGACGGCGCAGAUGGACGAGCUGCGCAAGAUGGUGCGACACGCGAUUUUCCGCGAGUUUCCCGAGAUUCUGAAUGAAUCCUCCGCGGGCGACGACGCCGACGACGGCGACGGGGACGUGACGCCCGAGCAAGUGGCCGCCUUCCUCGUGUCGUCGGGUGCCGCCAUCGCCGACUUGGUGUGCGGGUGGCUCAGGGUUGGUUUCUGCCAGGGUAACUUCAACGCGGACAACUGCCUCGUGGGCGGCAGGACCAUGGAUUACGGACCUUUCGGAUGGAUGGACGCGUACGACCCCUUAUUCGCCAAGUGGACCGGAAGCGGCGAGCACUUCGCGUUCAUGAACCAGCCCGGCGCGGGGCUCGCCAAUUUCGCGGUGCUCGCCGCGUCGUGCGCGCCGCUGCUGAAGGGUGGAGAGGACGAGGCGCAGGCCAUCGUCGAGCGAAUGCAGGGCGAGAUGGAGCAAAAGGUGGCGGACGUGUGGCGUGUAAAGCUCGGUUUGCGGGAGUCGCAGCGCGCCGCCGCCGCCAAGCUCUUCGACUACAAGCUCGAGCCGCUGAUGCGGGACAGUAACGUGGACUACACGUUGGUGUUCAGGCAGCUCGCGGAGUGCCUCAAGCUCCCACACGACGUCUCGGACGACGACCUGCUCGAGCCCCUCGCUUGCGCCUUUUACGACUCGCCAAACAACUUCUACGACGAGGGCACCAGGGCCAAGUGGUGCGACUUUGUGCGCUCCUGGAGGGACGAGGUCGCGGGUUCGAACCCCAACACGACCAGCACGAUCGAGGCGAUGAACAAGGUGAACCCGGCGUACGUGCUGCGCGAGUGGAUGCUCGUCGACGCGUACACGGCGGCGAAGGAAAGAGACGAUUUCUCGGUGCUCGAGGAGCUGUUCGAGCUGACGAGGACCCCGUACGAGCUCGGGAGCGAGACGAUGCAGGAGAAGUACUACAGGCGCGCGCCGGACCGGGCGUUAAAGGCGGGAGGGACCGCGUUCAUGUCCUGAUCCUCGUAGAGGCUGCGCGCGAGACGGACGCGCAGCCGACGACGUGGGAUGGGUGACUUUUUGUGAUGAUUUUUUUCGCGACUGGGCCCCGGGGGGCGGACGGGCGGAGCAGGGGGGAGCACACGGCGCGUCCCGGCGCCGGCGUUCGCGUGACGCGGGGCGGCCAAAUGUCGAGUCAAUCGACGGGCCGUUCCGUCGAUAUCCAACGCCGGUGUGUGGGAACGCGCCCCUCCCGAUCGUCCUGCACCCAGCCGGGCCAAAUGAUGAUAACAUUUUGGAAGCGAUUUAUAAAUGAGCUACAAACUCCG
Molecule: messenger RNA, 2168 nt
Organism: Micromonas commoda
Lineage: Eukaryota; Viridiplantae; Chlorophyta; Mamiellophyceae; Mamiellales; Mamiellaceae
Gene: SELO
Product: selenoprotein O
Exons: 1
Coding region: 1-1860 (619 amino acids)
Source: RefSeq, a predicted model, not a curated record